AUGGCAAGCAUCAGAGACCUCUACAGUAACAAGGACACGGCUGGAUUGGAUCACAACUUUGGUGUCGAUUAUGUGAUCAAUUACAAGAUCCCUCAGGAAGAGAGGGUCGAAGCUGAGGCCAACUUCGUCGAGCUCAUCGAAGGCCUCACCAGCGUUGGCCUGACCACCGAGGUCCGUAGAGGUGACAAGCAUUCGCUUCUCGUCUUCGUCAAGAUUGCCUCCGACAAGUUUCUCGCAGACCAGGUCUACCGGUCCCGACUCCAGGACUGGCUACAUGGUGCCCGUACCGUCGGCCCUGAUUCCGAUCUCUCUCAGGCUCUGCGCGAUGAGCCCGUCUCCGAAGCCGAACGUCUGCGGCUUGUAUACCUGCUUAUUGUGAAACCCAGGAAUGAGGGCGGCGCCGGCAUCACUCCCCAGUCUGGCCGCUGGAAGCACGUGGACUGCAUCUUUCCCCUUCACAACCACACCUUCAACAAGCAAUGGAUCAAGAAAAUGAGCACUAAAGGCCAGACCGAUGAGGCCGACCUCGAUGAGAUUCGCGAUAAGUUCGGCGAGAACGUCGCUUUCUACUUCGCUUUCAUGCAGUCGUACUUCAAGUUCCUCGUCUUCCCUGCCGGAGCCGGCUUCGCCGCUUGGAUGUUCCUUGGUCAGUUCUCCUGGCUCUAUGCUCUGGCGAGCUGCCUGUGGUCUGUCGUUUUCUUCGAGUUCUGGAAAAAGAAGGAGGUCGAUCUGGCAGUUGAGUGGGGCGUCCGUGGCGUCUCCAACAUCCAGCAUCCGAGACCACAGUUUGUCUAUGAACGCCAAGCUGAGGAUCCCAUCACCGGAGAACCCGUCAAGAUCUACUCGCCCAUCAAGCGUCUGCAGACCCAGCUUCUUCAAAUCCCUUUCGCCGCUGCCUGCAUUGUGGUUCUAGGGUCUCUUAUUGUGACCUGUAACUCCCUGGAGAUCUUCAUCAAUGAGGUCUACAAGGGUCCUUUCCAGGCGUAUCUCGGCUUUCUUCCGACGAUCAUCUUGGUUGUCCUGACACCAACUUUCUCCACUGUGCUCACCAAGUUUGCCAAUCAACUCACUGAGAUGGAGAACUAUGAGACGAUCGAUAGCAAGUUCUCUCAUCAUGCGGCCUUGGUUCAGAAGGAAUUCGUCCUCAACUUUCUGACCUCGUACAUGGCCCUCUUCUUCACUGCUUUCGUCUACCUGCCGUUCGGCGACCGUCUCACGCCUUUCCUCAACUUCUGGCGCUCUACCGCUCAGAUGCUCACCCCUAAAGAUGCCAAGUUUCAGACCCAAGACUUUGUCAUCAACCCGGAGCGAAUCAGCAAGCAGAUGUUCUACUUUACCGUCACCGCCCAAGUCGUCAAUUUCGCCACCGAGGUUAUCGUUCCGUAUGUCAAACGCCAGGUUUUCCAGGAAGUUCGUGAGGUGCAAUCCAAGAUGUCCAAGGAUGAUACAGCCGCCAAGAUCAAGGACCCCGUGGAGGAGGCCGCCUUUUUGGAGAGAGUGAGGAAUGAGGCUGAGCUUGAGACGUAUGAUGUUACUGGCGACUACCGUGAGAUGAUCAUUCAGUUCGGAUAUCUCUCCCUGUUCUCGGUUGCCUGGCCCUUGACAGCCUGUUGCUUCUUGAUCAACAACUGGGUUGAGAUGCGUUCCGAUGCUGUCAAGAUUGCCAUUAGCAGCAGACGUCCUAUCCCCUGGCGGGCAGAUUCGAUCGGCCCGUGGCUCAAUGCUCUUGGAUUUCUUUCUUGGCUGGGAAGCAUCACCAGCGCUUCAAUUGUAUUCCUCUGCAGCGCCAACGGCGAUGGACCUAGAGGCACGCCCUCCAGCAUCAAAGCCUGGGGCCUGCUUCUUAGUAUCCUCCUCGCUGAGCAUUUCUACUUUGGUGUGCAGUUCCUCGUUCGUCUGGCUUUCAGGAAACUGGAUAGCCCUGGAUUACAGAAGGAGAGAAAGGAACGCUUCCUCAUGAAGAAGAGACUCUUAGAACAGAACCUAGGCCAAGGCGUCUCAGAUCACGCUGCUACGCCUGGCAUUGAGAAGACCGAGGAGAUCACCCUGCAGGCGUUGGAAGAGGAGGCCCGUAGGAUCUCAACCCAAGGCCAUGGAGGCCCCGAGGAAGCGUUCUGGCGUCGGCAGCGCGGUAUGGCCGAGACCAUUCAGAUUGGCCGCAGCCUGAUUUCACAGGUCAGUAUGUUUUCCUCGAGAUGCUGUGCAACUUCCGUGCUCAUCUCAGAUUUACCCCGCCAGAACGACGGCCUGGUGAUAAUCAUGGACAUCGUCGCUGAUUUGGUGACGGGUCCCUUUGAGGAGAUUAUCGAAAAGGGGAAUCUUGCGAUACAUAAUGCGGGGGACAACAGGGAAAUGCUCUCCGAGAGUCAGAGGGUGGUCAGGGGGGCUCAGAGAUGUUUGAGGAUCAUCGAGCCGCUCUGCGCCCGACAUGUAAAAGAAUCGGAGGCCAGGUUCACGGAUGCGCUGAAGGAUAACAACGAGAUUGCCGAAUUUAGGUUACAGCUGACCCAUACGUUGUGGGACUUUGAGGAGUAUAUAGAGGCCGACACCUUCGAUAAAGCAAAGUUCACCGAGCUUUCGGAGCUUUGCAAGAAGGCGGGAGUUGGUAUCGGAGAGAUACUCAAAAGAAUCAGGCUGGAAGCAGGGCCGACCACCCCGCUGAUAGCAGCGCCAUCGCCCUCUGUCACCAGCCAUCUGGAACAGCCUCCGCUUGUUGUUCUAGACGCAGGCCGCGUCCAAAGCCAACCCCAAGGGAACUUGCCAGCUACCGAGCCAGAGCCCAAGGUCCAAGUGGUGGAACUUGAGCCCCCUCCUCCUCCGUCCACGAACCCGUGGGACUUGCGGAUAAACCCUCCGAUAGACACGGGGAUAGAGGUCUAUCUGAGCGAUAACGUCGAGCGACGCCCUCCAGUGUCGAAUCUGAGCUCCCCGACAUCCGAGCCGAAUAGCCCAGAGCACGAAAGGAGACUAUCGCACGGCUCGAGCCGUCGGCUGGAUACCGGUGUCGAUCGACUGCUGACCGAAGAGGAAAGAUAUCUUGGUUUCUGCGAGGGCGCGAAGGAAGUGGUUCGAGGAAGUCCCGGCAUCAAGGUCGUCAAGAAGCCUGUCGAGGGGUUCUCCGGUGCUCACGUCGUCGCCAAAUGCGAGAGCUGUUUUUAUGAGGUUGAUCAUAAGCAAGUCCAGCAGGACGUUAACUACUCCGACGAAGCAAACUACACGCUCAACAAAAUCGGCUUUCGCUUGCGCUUUCUUCAGAAAAGCCACAUUCCCACGAAACGCGCCGAUGAGAUCCUCUACGGUUGCGUAUUCUGUGUCCACACCCAACAUACCCUCGAAGAAUGCGACGCUACCGUGUUCUUCAGCCAAAAGAAGCUCUUUGAGCACCUCGCCCGCCACCCACGACCACUCCCUCAAGUCCCCGGCAUCACCGUAGUAGAGGAAGGCGAGGUUCCUUUCAACCUGAAGAACAAUUACGAUCUCCACCUCCGCUUGCCGCCGAAGCCGUCGCCGCUAGUUAACAAACAGCUCGAGCUUGUACAGUUGCCGAGUGCCACCGCCACUCAGACCGUGAAACGAAUGUACGGCAUGCGUCUCUUGUACGAUCAGACGCCAGCGUUCGAACUUGCAAAUGGAGCCAGACUGAGUGGUGUUGAAUUCCCUGCCAAGUACAAUGGCGAGUGGGUUAUGGCUUGGCAUGAAGGGAACUAUGGUUCCGCCCCGGCGGAUGUGGUGAAACUUGAACGGCCACCCAAGGCCGAGAUCAAGAUGGAUACGACGAGUAACAUAUCUGCAACUGCGAGAUGGAAGUUCGCUCCCCGGUCCAAAGAUGGGGGCGAUUGGCUUAAGUUUGACGUGGGAGAGAAGAUUACCAGCAUCAGUUGGGCUUGGCAGGAUCACUGGUGUUGGUCAGGGACUAAUGCCAAAGGAACCUGGGGAAUCUUCCCCCAGACGCAUAUUGACAGCAACACAAUACCAAACAAGAUGGGCUUGAAGGGCGACGACAUCGCGAAGCACAACAGUGCCGACUCCUGCUGGGUCAUCGUCCACGGCAAAGCCUACGAUGUGACCGAGUUUCUGCCGGAGCACCCCGGUGGCCAGAAGAUCAUCCUCAAGUACGCCGGCAAAGAUGCGACAGAAGAAUUCGACCCCAUCCACCCGCCAGACACACUGGACAAGUACCUCGAUAAGUCGAAACAUAUGGGCCCGGUCGACAUGGCUUCCGUGGUCGUCGAGACAAAGGAGGAGGACCCCGAAGAGACGGAGCGUCUGGAGAGAGUCGAGCAGAAGCCGUUGCUGUCCCAGUGCUACAAUCUUAUGGACUUCGAGGCCGUUGCGCGCAGAGUCAUGAAGAAGACGGCUUGGGGAUACUACUCUAGUGCCGCCGACGACGAAAUUACACUGAGAGAAAACCACGGCGCAUUCCACCGCAUCUGGUUUCGACCACAAAUCCUUGUUGAUGUCGAGAAUGUCGACUUCAGUACCACCAUGCUCGGCGCAAAGGUCGACAUGCCUUUUUACGUCACGGCUACGGCUCUAGGCAAACUCGGUCACCCCGAGGGCGAGGUUCUCCUCACUCGCGCCGCCCGCAAGCACAACGUCAUCCAGAUGAUUCCGACCCUGGCUUCCUGCGCCUUCGAUGAGAUGAUUGACGCUGCCGAAGGCGAUCAAGUGCAGUGGUUGCAACUUUACGUCAACAAGGACCGCGAGAUCACCAAGAAGAUUGUUCAGCACGCCGAAAAGCGCGGUUGCAAGGGACUCUUCAUCACCGUCGACGCGCCUCAGCUCGGUCGCCGCGAGAAGGACAUGCGCUCCAAGUUCACGGAUCCCGGCGCCAAUGUUCAGUCGGGCCAAGCGACCGAUCAGAGCCAGGGUGCCGCGCGCGCUAUUUCCUCAUUCAUCGACCCUGCGCUGUCGUGGAAAGACAUCCCCUGGUUCAAGUCGAUCACCAACAUGCCAAUCAUCCUGAAGGGCGUCCAGCGCGUCGAGGACGUCAUCAAGGCUAUUGAGGCCGGUGUCCAGGGAGUCGUUUUGUCUAACCACGGUGGUCGCCAGCUCGACUUUGCGCGGUCCGGCGUUGAGGUGCUGGCUGAGACUAUGCCGGUGCUGAGACGCAUGGGUCUCGAGAACGCCAUCGAGAUCUAUAUUGAUGGUGGUGUGCGCCGUGCUACGGACAUCAUCAAGGCGCUCUGCCUGGGUGCUAAGGGUGUCGGUAUCGGGCGGCCCUUCCUUUAUGCCAUGUCCGGUUAUGGAUUCGACGGCGUUGACCGCGCCAUGCAGCUGCUUCGCGACGAGAUGGAGAUGAACAUGCGUCUCAUCGGCUGCACAAGCGUUGACCAGCUGAACCCGUCACUUCUCGACACCCGCAGUCUUUUCAAUCACGGAGCGACGCCGUCGGACAACCUCGCCACUGCAGUUUACGACCCGCUGGCGACGCCGACUCAGCGACCCAAGGCGCCCAAGUCCUCCAAGCUGUAG
Messenger RNA from Colletotrichum karsti, 5475 nucleotides. RefSeq lists its product as uncharacterized. Gene Ontology annotation, molecular function: protein binding; heme binding; L-lactate dehydrogenase (cytochrome) activity. The record is from RefSeq and is a predicted model, not a curated record. Gene Ontology annotation, biological process: lactate metabolic process. The transcript is spliced from 16 exons. The coding region runs from base 1 to 5475 and encodes 1824 amino acids. NCBI's taxonomy places the organism in Eukaryota, Fungi, Ascomycota, Sordariomycetes, Glomerellales, Glomerellaceae.